AUGGGCCAGUACCACGACCACCACCACCACCACCUGCUGCGCGGCGUCGGCGUGGGCGUCGGCGUGGGCGUCGGCGUCCCGCUGGGCGACGUCUACAGCUGCGUCAAGUGCGAGAAGAUGUUCUCGACGCCGCACGGGCUCGAGGUGCACGCGCGGCGGUCGCACAACGGCAAGCGGCCCUUCGCCUGCGAGCUCUGCAACAAGACCUUCGGCCACGAGAUCAGCCUCAGCCAGCACCGCGCUGUCCACAACGUGGAGAAGGUCUUCGAGUGCAAGCAGUGCGGAAAGUCGUUCAAGCGCUCCUCCACGCUUUCGACGCACCUGCUGAUCCACUCGGACACGCGGCCCUACCCCUGCCAGUUCUGCGGCAAGCGCUUCCACCAGAAGUCCGACAUGAAGAAGCACACCUACAUACACACCGGGGAGAAGCCGCACAAAUGCCAGGUGUGCGGCAAGGCGUUCAGUCAGUCCUCGAACCUCAUCACCCACAGCCGCAAGCACACGGGUUUCAAGCCGUUCGCCUGCGACCUGUGCGGGCGCGCCUUCCAGCGAAAGGUGGACCUCCGCCGCCACAAGGAGACGCAGCACACGGAGCUGAGGCCGGUGGCGUAG
Messenger RNA from Schistocerca piceifrons (Central American locust), 612 nucleotides. Its product is annotated as zinc finger protein Gfi-1-like. The transcript has 3 exons. Gene Ontology annotation, molecular function: RNA polymerase II cis-regulatory region sequence-specific DNA binding; DNA-binding transcription factor activity, RNA polymerase II-specific. Gene Ontology annotation, biological process: regulation of transcription by RNA polymerase II. NCBI's taxonomy places the organism in Eukaryota, Metazoa, Arthropoda, Insecta, Orthoptera, Acrididae. The coding region runs from base 1 to 612 and encodes 203 amino acids. The record is from RefSeq and is a predicted model, not a curated record.